Oldenlandia corymbosa var. corymbosa is the source of this 2325-nucleotide messenger RNA. NCBI's taxonomy places the organism in Eukaryota, Viridiplantae, Streptophyta, Magnoliopsida, Gentianales, Rubiaceae. The record is from the annotation of a GenBank genome assembly.
CUACAAACAAUCUAGUCUCCUUAAUAAAAGAGGGUUUAGUAAAAGUUAUUAGAGUGUUAAAAUUGUAAAAAACGGUAAAAAUGUGAAAGUGUAUAGAGAUUUAUGUUCCGUUUUUCAGACCGCCCAUACAAAACCCCGACGAACAAACCACCCCGCCAUAGCUCUUUCUCCGCAAAAUUCAAACUUUUCCGAUCAGGUCCUUCAGCUUAAUCUUAACUAAAAAAACAUUAAUUUCUCUGUUCUUGUACUUAUGAAUGUGCCUGUAAGGCUGUAACCUUGUUUGCCAGCACCAUGGUGAAUUGAUUAGGUUUCUGUUGCCAUUGUUGUGAUUUCAAGAAGUUUUCAUAUCCCGUAAUAUGCUUGAGGAUUAUAUUGUGUUUUUUUUUUCCCCCUUUUUUGCUUCAAGGAUAUGAUUUGUGGUUCUGCCUCCGGAAAUUUUCUUAAUUGAUUGAGUUAGGGAUUGUCCUGUAUUACUUCCAUAGUUAUGUUCUGAAUUUGGGGUUUCAAUAGGAAAGCUUCCGAAUUGCUGAACUUGGGGCCGUCAAGUUGUAUGGAAUCGAGUGCUUCUCAAUUUCAGUCACAGAAUAUCAGUGAUAUCGAAAAUGCUGCUCAGACUGCUGUGCUACAUGAGCAAGAAAUAGCCACUCAGCAGAUUAUACAGAGCCAGAGAGAAUCGAGGUCUACAAAUGGAAGUUUUGAUGACCAUCCGGACAUCCUUGCUGGGCGCCGUGACCCAAAUGCUUUAAAGGAACAUUUAUUGAAAUUAACUAACGAACAUCGUAGUCAAACGGCAUUAAAGCGUGGAACAUCGAACACUCCUGGAGAAGGUCAUCUUGAAAUUGGAAAUGGAUAUGGUGUUCCAGGUGGAGGUGCUUACUACGGUGCUUCUAAUCCCAACAUCACUCCCUCAACGAAUGAAACAACUGGUCCAGAAACAAACCAAAGCAAAACCGAGCAUACUGGUGAAUCUAGAGAGUUGCCUGAAUAUCUUAAGCAGAAGUUGAGAGCCAGGGGUAUCUUGAAAGAUGAUCCUACUACGAAAAGCCAAGCUGCAUCUGAUAAUAAUGCAGGAUCUGUUUUGCAUCAGACCAUGGGAAUUGGGAGUCUGCCUCCGGGAUGGAUCGAGUCGAGAGAUCCUGCAAGUGGUGUUUUAUACUAUUACAAUCAACAAUCUGGGAGAAGCCAAUGGGAAAGACCAAGUGAUUCUGUUUCAGUCUUGCCAUCACCACUGUAUCCACAGCUUCCAGAACACUGGCAAGAGGCACUUGAUGAAUCAUCUGGUCAAAAAUAUUACUAUAAUAAGAUGACGAAUGCAUCUCAGUGGGAGCAUCCUGGCACAUCACAGCAGAUCCCCCCUCAAACUGUGAAUGAUGACUUAUCGAUAUCGAAGAAGUGCCUAGGAUGUGGUGGAUGGGGUUUAGGUCUUGUGCAAACAUGGGGUUAUUGCAAACAUUGCACCCGGACUCUGAACCUUCCUCAAAGCCAAUACUUGGAAGUUCGGAUGGAGAAUAAACAGCAAAAUUUUAAUGCUCCAAAUACUGCAGAAAUUCAAGAUAAAAAAUUUUCCAAGCCAAAGUCCAACACGAAACCCCCAAUGGGCAGGGGACAUAAGAAAGAGUCAAGGAAACGUUCAUACUCAGAGGAUGAUGAAUUAGAUCCCAUGGAUCCAAGCUCUUAUUCAGAUGCGCCUCGUGGUGGUUGGGUUGUUGGUCUGAAAGGCGUGCAGCCACGGGCAGCAGAUACAACUGCAACGGGUCCUCUCUUUCAGCAGCGUCCAUAUCCAUCGCCCGGAGCAGUUCUUAGGAAAAAUGCAGAGAUUGCUUCGCAGAAGAAAAAGCAUAACUCCAAUUAUGCACCCAUUUCUAAGAGAGGUGACGGAAGUGAUGGACUAGGUGACGCCGACUAAGCUAGCCGGAGCAUGUAUCAAGCAUGGACUUGGUUUUUAUGUUGUACACUUGUAUCAAGCAUGGACUUGGUUUUUAUGUUGCACACUCUUUCGAAAAUGGUCGAUGAGAACAAUGUUCCUCAGUAUUGAAGUCCAUUGCUAUUUUUGGGGUUUAAUUUUUUCUUUUUCUUUUUUUUUUUUUGAGAGAAGGGUUUAAUUUUUUCUUUGUAGUACAUGAUUCAUUAGUAUAGGUUAUUUCAUAAUCGUUUGUCAAAAUCGAGUUGUAUAGUUGAUUUCAUCGUAGAUUUUACAUUUGUGGGUUGUUCAUCAUAGUGCUUUAGUUUUUUAUUUUGCUCAAAAAGAAUUAUGACUUUUAUAAUCUUAUAAUGUGUAUUAAAAUAUCUAUUUCCUGUGACAGAAAAAUAAUUCUUAUCAGAAAC